Rotaria sp. Silwood1 is the source of this 459-nucleotide messenger RNA. The record is from the annotation of a GenBank genome assembly. NCBI's taxonomy places the organism in Eukaryota, Metazoa, Rotifera, Eurotatoria, Philodinida, Philodinidae.
AUGACUUUAUCGGCAAAAUUUAUCUGCGAUGAUCCAAUUGGAGUUCGUUUAUUGAGUGCAUUACCCUAUGCUGAUGUGGUUUUCGGAUAUGAAGACGAAGCGAAAGUUCUUGCUAAAACUCAACUCCAUGUUCAGUCCUCCAGCUUACAUGCUGUUCUCGAAGCCAUUCGUGACACUCCGAAAUGGAAUCGAAAUCGACCACGGGUCAUUGUCGUAACAAAAAUUCCUGAGCGGACAACAGUUGCAACAGUUGAUGGUAUUAAAGAAUAUCGAUGGAAAAAACCUUCAAAAAUCGUCGAUACACAUGGCUGUGGUGAUGCAUUAGCCGGAGGAUUUCUUGCUUAUCUGGCUUUGGGCAAGAGCGUGGAUCAAUGUGCCCAUGCUGGCUUAUAUUGUGCCUUCGAAAAUCUGCAGCAACUUGGUUGUCAGUUUCCGCCCAAACCAUCUUACAAUGGCUAG